AUGAAACAAAGAAACCCUUGUCUUUAUCUAUACUUUCUUCUUUUUUAUUAUAUUCGUUACGUUUACUUCUCUCUCUCUCUCUCUCUCUCUAUCUAUCUAUCUAUCUAUCUUAAUCAAUUCUUCGAUAUCUCUCUUGUUUAUUCUUUUGUUAAUUAUUUCGUUCAUUCUUUAUUUAAUUCAACCUACACCCUGAUCUAUUUUUCUAUUUUCCGUCCGUCCUUCCUUCCUUCCUUCCUUCCUUCCUUCCUUCCUUCCCUUCCUUCCUUCCUUCCUCCCUCCCUCCCUACCUUCCUAUUUUCCUUCCUUCCUUCCUAUUUUCCUUCCUUCCUUCCUCUCUAUUUUCCUUCCUUCCUUCCUCCCUACCUUCCUUCCUAUUUUCCUUCCUUCCUUCCUAUUUUCCUUCCUUCCUUCCUAUUUUCCUUCCUUCCUUCCUAUUUUCCUUCCUUCCUUCCUAUUUUCCUUCCUUCAUUCCUUCCUCCCUUCCUAUUUUCCUUCCUUCCUUCUUAUUUUCCUUCCUUCCUUCCUUCCUUCCUUCCUUCCUUCCUUCCUUCCUUCCUUCCUUCCUCUCUACCUCCCUUCCUAUUUUCAUUCCUUCCUUCCUAUUUUCAUUCCUUCCUUUCUUUUUUUCUUUCUUUCUUUCGUUCUUUCUUUCUUUCUUUCUUUCUUUCUUCAGUUGAUUUGUUUUUCGUUUUACUUUAG
Messenger RNA from Acanthosepion pharaonis, 699 nucleotides. Lineage: Eukaryota; Metazoa; Mollusca; Cephalopoda; Sepiida; Sepiidae. The record is from the annotation of a GenBank genome assembly.